UACGACGUCAGAGCCGUGUCGUGAUCGCCGAGAGUUCGCUGUCCUAUCUGACACGGUCGGCUGCGUCUCCGCCAAUGCGCCUCCCCGUUCUCCCCGUGUCCUACUCCACUCAGCGUCGUGCGUUCUCUGGCUGACUUCCUCCGAGCGUCACACCGGCAGCGUGUGUAAAAAAAAGGCGUCGUCAAGCGGCGGCGUUUAACCGAACAGCAGCGAAAUUAAUCGGUAAUCGAGAAAAAAACGUGACGCGCGCGGCCUACGUGACGUGAUGCAGGUAGGUGGCGUUCUGUCGUCUGCUCAUGCAGACGCUGUGUUGCUGGUCAUGUAUCGGAGCAGCUGUGGACGCCGCUAUACUGCCGUAGACUAAUUUUGAUUUCGCACCGACUACUAAGUAAUCGCGUCGACCUAAAUAUAGCCGACUCGUGCUACAUUUACGUCACGACAAGACAGCACGUAGAGAGAAGUUAGCUCGUGAUGUCCGGACCUAUUACGCCACUGCGAGAUAGUCUUUUGCUAGUGACGUCACAGCGAACAGGAAUCUACAGGCCACGCCCCCUUCCGCAGAGGGCCUUGUCGACGUCAUCGCGGUCCCGCACGUGCGCUCGGACCCAGUCUAAGGUAAUCUCUAUGCGGCAAUGAUCGGGGCAUUCAAGUUGCAUCCGAAACUAUGUUAAGGACGACCGUGUAUGCUUCUCUAUGAGGCAUAAAAGUGAAGGUGAUAUCGGGAGGCGUGUACAAUUUCACGUCGGCCGGCGCAGUGACACGCAGUUGCUCCACUUCUGAUACAGUUGUGCAGGUAUACACGGCGUCCCGCACUCGCCUUUCGUGACGGUGCGCGCGGAUAUACGCAUAUAGUCUCAGCGGAUAGUUAUAUAUAUAUAUAUAUAUAUAUGUAUGCGCCUCAACGUCACGCACUCCUCUCAGACUCGUGUCUCGGAUUAGAGAGGACUGGUUGAGUCGUGCUCGGGCUCGUUAGCAACGUGUGUGAAUCGUGCAUGUAUAUCGCACCCCCGCGAUUGGAACCGGAACUGGUGCCGAUACACGACUACACGCGCGUGUAUUUCCCGCGCACGCACGCCGUAACUGGAAUAUAAGCAAGCAGGCGGUCCCGUCGUGUCCUAUAUGCCGGUAUUUCUCAGCGAUUGAAGGAGUCCAGUCGCGGCAUAGGACGCAAAAGGUCAUUAUGGCGAAUGGGUGGUUCGACGCGUUUCGCUCUGAAGGAGGGCCUACCCUCUACGGAGAGAACAGGACGUCCGUAACGCAAGAUGCUCUCCUCGUGGCGCUGUACAUUCUCUUCAUUAUGUUCAUGUUCGCAUUCCUCAUCAUCUUGCCUGGAAUCCGCAAAGAGAGAUUCAAGACGUUCUUUGCGGUCACUGUCAGCCUUUUUGUUGGGACUGUCAUUUUAGUGUGCACGUAUGGCUCUGAUUGGCACGUGGGAGAGGCUAAUAUAGCAUGUCCUUACAAAGCAUUUAGCGACAUCAAAAUAGAAGCAAGGGUCGGGGUAAAAAUCGGUCUGCGAAGCUUCAAUAUCACGCUACAUGGUGCACCACUGUCCACCGUGGAUGACCCGCUGUAUUAUAAUGAAAGGAUCAGCUGGUUGGGCCUUGAAGACGUAAAGACUGGCUAUAAGGCAGCGCUAGUCAAAGGCCUGCCUUACCCAAUUCUCACUGUAGCAGAGUAUUUCAGCGUGGAUCACGAGGGCUUUAUUUGGGGAAGGUGUUAUAGAUCCGCUGGCUACUACUCCUACAUGCUACUCUGGACGGCGUUCGCGAUCUGGCUGGUCGGUAACGUGUUGUUCUGCAUGGUGCUGAGGUAUGGAGCCUACAGCAUGAUACUGACCGGCGUGCUUCUGUUACUCACAAACGGUCUAUACUACAUGCUGCUGCCCAAGUACGAGCUGCGCAUCCACUUCGACUUGGAGGUCUUGCGAUUCAAACUCGGCUGGUGCUAUUGGCUCGUGCUGGCGACCGGAAUCUUGUGCAUUUGCGUGGGCGCCACCAUCGCCGUGGUGGACGCUUGCUCGCCGCAACACAUGUCCCUUAUCUUCGAGAUGGACAAGGAUGAGAGGAGACGCGAGUUUGAGGCUGGCCGAGAAGAGAUGGAGAGCAGGGGCUACGAACUCUCACAAUAUCCAGGACACACGCACCUCUACGAGAUACGACAGCGGUCAAGUAAAGCCCCAAAUGACCGCGUUAGGGAAGAGCCGGCUGUCGUUGUAAACGUCGGUGCACUAUGACCCGUUUAUUCGUAACGUAUCAAAAAUAUUUGCGCCCAGAAUAGACACUAGAGGCCGCGACGAUCGCAUGGACUCUGGCAAGCUCUAUCGCUGGAACAAUCAGAGCCCAGCUUGGCAUAUGGGUAUGAAGGUUGUGAUAAUGUGACUUCAUAGUUGGCAGUUCAUCACUCAAUGAAAUGAUAUGAUAUGAAAAACAUCAUACCAAAGAUAUGUCACGUGUAACAGUUUAUAUGUAAUUGUACAUAGAUUAACAUAUUAUAGCUAUACGAGAGACGACUACGACAGUUAUAUGUAUAUAUACUAAAUGCUCAUCGACUAAAGACAAAUAUAGGUCUUGUUAGUCACGUGGGCCACAUUUCACGUCGUUUUUAGAAUAUUCGCAAUUGCCAUCCGUGUGUUACUGUUAUCUAUAAGCAAAAGACAUGCGACUGUAAAGAUAAUAUUGCAAAACCAUUUUGGAUAUAUUAAAUGUGUUAGGAUAUAUAACGUGUCAACUUGACGCACCUUUCUAACUAUUCUCACUACUGAUAGAGUAAAAAAUUAUGUACCAUUUUUUCAACAGUGAAAUUUUCCUAACUGAACAUUCGACAUUACCGCUCUUUACUGCUUGGAAACAAAAUAAUAACGACAAUACAAUAGUAUACGUAAAAUCGACAGUAUGGAUGUAUUGGCCGUAUGUCUAUGUAUAUUAUCACGUAGGUAUAACCAUCUAGAUUGAGGUAUCUAGGUAGCUUACUACCUACAUCUAGAUAUUAUAAUCCUGCGUUUUGGCUGUUAUUUAUGCACGCUCCUGCUCUGAUUGUGUGAACUGCGGUCAGAAGAACAUGAGUAGUCGUCACGAAUCGUAGUCCGUGGGUAUACAUGAUAUCGAAAUACCUAAAGCUUACAAGUCCAAGCCCUAGGGCGAUUGCUAAGGCAAAUAAAUGUCGUGCAACGAUUCGCAUGCAAAUAAACAAAACCGCGUUUUUGCUUGACGAAAAUCAUAUUUAAACUUAAUAUCCGGAGGGAUUAUAGAGGACUAGUCAGAUUGAGAUUUCAUUUCAUUGCAACGUAUACUGUUCCGUUUGUUGUAGCUAUUUGUGGAUGAACGGGCAAAUAUUGAAGUGGUUAACCACGUUUUUUAAUGAACUUAGCUCUAUCUGGAAAAAAAGUAUAAAAAUUUCUGGUGCGGUCAAAUUCGUUAUACGAAAAUUUCACAUAUGAACUGUAAUAUCAAUGAAACAGUUGAGUCAUGCAUAUGUAUUGCAGUGACGCGUUGAUCGUUUAAGGUUUAAAUGUAUUUUCCACACCAAUGUGCUACACGGUGUCACUUGAGUAUUACGGAUAAGCAAUGAGCGUUUCAGUUCACGUAUAUUCUGCUCAGUGGUUAAGGAAAACCUUUCAAAUUGACUACAUUCAACAGCGAUAUUGAUUCUGACAGUUUUCAUCGAAAUCAAAUACGAAACUAGAUCAUUAUUCGAAGUUUGGUUAUGGUUUUCAUAUAUUCGAGUAUUCAUUAAGCUUAAAUAUAUUAUUUAGCUUUACGCAUACUUUAUUGUCGCGUAGUUAGCAGACUAACUGUGUAACGCGUCGCACGUUGUUUGACGACGCGUCAAUAAGUAACGGUCGUCAUUAUCGCCUGGCGCCGUGAGCGUCGUGCACGCACACGGCGCCACGGGCACGGUAUGGCGCGGUGCGUCGGGGGAAACGCCCCUAAAAUCAUUUACACACCAUGCCGUUCUUUUCUGCCGGGUUGGGAUCCGUAGGCAGAUCACGCGCGGAUUGUUGAUGCGGUGAACGAAAUAAUAGCGUUGAUCGCAUUGUUACGUUAAUGUCGCUACCGCGCGGCGUCCGUUAAACGAAGUUAACGGAUAUGACUUUAGCCCGUACGACGUCGUCACAAGGCCGUGUGUCAAUGGCGCCUGCGCCACGGAUAAUUAGCCAGCGGUCUGCUUGUCACGCAAAUGGAUGGGCCUCUAAUGGACGGUAUCCAUAGAAGUCUAUGUGUAAUUACCGCAGUCGACUGGUACUUGGAACCGCGGAUAGAUUCGUGACGAUAUUGGUUGAGGGCGUUUACAGGCCUGCGGCGUGUUGCCAUUUUACAGUGAACCCAGUGACGUGUUUCGCUGACUGCUGAAUGUUACCAGCCAGCGUAACUGCGACCACUGAGUGGUUGUGACCACUAGCUGUGGUGUGUUGAGAAAAUAAACAUUUAUUUUUAUGCAUGUA
Messenger RNA from Priapulus caudatus, 4441 nucleotides. Its product is annotated as dual oxidase maturation factor 1-like. Bases 1181 to 2233 code for a protein of 350 amino acids. The record is from RefSeq and is a predicted model, not a curated record. Gene Ontology annotation, cellular component: endoplasmic reticulum membrane. Gene Ontology annotation, biological process: protein transport. The transcript is spliced from 9 exons. NCBI's taxonomy places the organism in Eukaryota, Metazoa, Priapulida, Priapulimorpha, Priapulimorphida, Priapulidae.